CCUCUCCUCAUCAUCAGGCCCCCCGCUCCUCUCCUCCUCCGUAACUUCGAUUUCACCUUCCCAUCUCCCUCAACAAAACCGCACCGCACCAGGAGGAGCCCGGCCAUCCAUGGACGCCUACGAGGCCACCAAGGUGGUGUUCGCGCGGGUGCAGGCGCUCGACCCGGACCUCGCCUCCACGAUCAUGGGCAUGCUCCUCACCCAGGACAAGAACGAGGAGGACAUGAUCCGCCUCGCCUUCGGCCCCGAGCACCUGCUCCACGCCGUCGUCGCCAGGGCGCGCGCCGACCUCCUCGCGGCCGCCCACCACAAGAAGCCGUCCUCUCCGCCCACGGCGCCGUGGGCCUCCGGCCUGUCCACGGACGACGCGCCGUUCGCCGCCGACCAGGCGAGAUUCGACGGCGGCGGCGGAGGGGAAGGGUUUUACCCGCCGGACGAGUUCGGGUGCUGGUCCCCGGCCAGCGGCGGGCAGCACCGUCGGAGCUUCUCGCUGAGCGACGCCGACGCGGGCGGCUGGAAGCCGUGCAUGUACUACGCGCGCGGCUUCUGCAAGAACGGCUCCUCCUGCCGCUUCGUGCACGGCCUGCCCGACCACCUCAGCGACCAGGACAUGGAGGCCUGGACGGCGGCCGUGCGGUCGGAGCUCAUGGCGUCCGCCUUCCCCUUCUCGCCUCCUCCCAGAGGCCUCAACUUCCUGCUCCAGCAACACCAGCAGCAGCAGAGCGACUCCCAGAGGGCGGCGGCGGCGGCCAUGCUGCUUGGUGGCGGCGGAGAGGACAUGCACAAGUUUCCUCCCGUGCGGUCUCCUCGACUGGACCGCGGCGGCGACCUUGCCUCCAACCCUGCGGCGCGCCAGAUCUACCUCACGUUCCCUGCUGACUCCACCUUCAGCGAGGAGGACGUGUCCAGCUACUUCAGCUUCUUCGGGCCGGUGCAGGACGUGCGCAUCCCGUAUCAGCAGAAGCGCAUGUUCGGCUUCGUCACCUUCGUGUACGCGGAGACGGUGAGGCUCAUCCUCGCCAAGGGAAACCCGCAUUUCGUCUGCGACGCGCGCGUCCUCGUCAAGCCAUACAAGGAGAAGGGCAAGGUCCCCGACAGGUUCAGGCACUUCCAGCCCACGCAUCAUGGCGAUUUCCCCGGAUGCACGACGCCCACUGGUCUGCUCGAUUCCAGGGACCCCUUCGACCUUCAGUCGCCACAGAUCGGUCCGAGGAUGAUGUACGGAAACAUUGGCAAUCACGAGGCGUUCCUGAGGAGGAAGCUGGAGGAGCAGCAGCAGGCGGCGGAGCUGCAGCAGGCCAUCGAGCUGCAGGGCCGCCGUUUCAUGGGUCUGCAGCUCCUGGACCUCAAGAGCAGGGGUCACCACCAUGUCGUCUCGCCGGUGGGUCUCCGGCAGCAGGCUGAUGGCAAUGCCAUCCAUUUGGAGGAUGCCACCAUCCAAGAUCACAAGAUGAUCAGUGGGGGACGUGCCAUGAUGACAUCUGCCCCUGUUGCUAUUUCUGCCAUUGCCACACAAGGCAAGCAGCAGGGGGAGGAGGGCGAUGGGAGUCCCAAGCAAAGGGUCAACUCUGGGGAAGAUGAGAAGACCGGUCAUCCUGGGGCAGCAGCAUCAGCAGCUCCCAGUGCUAAUCUAUUCCAAGAAAGUGGCGUGGAGGAGCACAACCUGCCUGAUAGCCCCUUUGCAUCUCCAACAAAGGCCAUUGGGGCUGCUGUUGCUUCUGCAGAACCAGCUCAUACUGGCAACAUCGGGAGCCCUCAUCUGGUGGCCUCAUCUCUGUUCCCUCCUACACCACCCACCCUUGAGCUGCCCCCUUACAAAUCCUGCUUCUUCCAAGUGCCCAGGUUCUCUCCUGGGCAUGGUGCCAUUGGGCUGUGAAUACAAAGCAGGAGCAGCGGGGUCUCCUUUCCUCUUAAUAUGAGAGGACCCCCAUGAAGUAAGUGGAUGGAAGGAAAAGCUCUAACAAAUACUAGGUUUACUCUUCAGAGAGGAACAGCAACAACAUCAACAACAGCAACAGAGAAAGGAAAGAAAAUCUAGGUUGUUUUAGCCCUAGCCAGCCUUAAUUAAGUAUAUGAUAGUAUAAAUAAUAAUACCAGUAGUCCCUUUAUUAGCUGCUCCAAGUAGUAUCAAGAAGAAGAAAACUAUCUUCAUGCAUCAUUUUGUAUGCUAUGCUUGUGCUCCUCUCGAGUUGUAUGGAUCUCAUCUCAGAAUGAUAGUAAAAAAACUUGUCCUGGUA
Lolium perenne is the source of this 2237-nucleotide messenger RNA. Its product is annotated as zinc finger CCCH domain-containing protein 22. The record is from RefSeq and is a predicted model, not a curated record. Gene Ontology annotation, molecular function: RNA binding; metal ion binding. NCBI's taxonomy places the organism in Eukaryota, Viridiplantae, Streptophyta, Magnoliopsida, Poales, Poaceae.